Messenger RNA from Hansenula ciferrii, 993 nucleotides. RefSeq lists its product as uncharacterized. The coding region runs from base 1 to 993 and encodes 330 amino acids. The record is from RefSeq and is a predicted model, not a curated record. The transcript has a single exon. Lineage: Eukaryota; Fungi; Ascomycota; Saccharomycetes; Phaffomycetales; Wickerhamomycetaceae.
AUGGUGGACAACAAUAACUUAUUCGAUGACAUACCCGUUGAGAACAAUAACACCGUAGAUUCUCAAGACAUAGAAGAUGAAAUAGAAAUGGAAAUGGCUCUUGAUUCAUUACCUUACUCUGAAAGUGUCUUUAAUAUAGUGCCCUGCUUCCACAAUGUGUGCACUUGCUCAAAAAGAUUGAUGCCAGAUCGUGAUGAGUUGGAAAGAUUAAUACUUGAAAGACCAUACUUCACAGAUUUACCAGUACCAUUAAAUGAUUCAUUCAAGAUACACAAUUUCAAGAAAAUCGAACGGUCUGAAGAUAUAAAAGAUAAAUCAUUUAAAAGAGUUUCACCUAAGGUUCCAAUCAAAACAUUUCUCUUUGUUUUUAAAGAAGAUGUUAUAGGUUCCAACCGAACAAAGUCUAUGGAUAAUCAUUCUUGUCUUUAUAUAAGGGGUUUAAGUAAGCAGUAUGAGCACAAUCUAAAUGAUUGUUUGAUAAGUCAUGUUGAACGUAUUUUAAAUGAUCUCGUUGAAGAAGAGAAGAACUUUAUCAAUGACAAAUUACAAAAUGGGAAAGAAUACAAUGGAUAUGAUCUUCAAUCAAUUGAUUCUUUUGAACCAUCAUUCCCAAAUAUUAAUGAUCUUAUGAAUGACUUCUUAUUAGGAUCAAAUCCGUUUUCAAUUCAAUUAAAACCAUCAUUGAUUCCACCUAAACAAGUUUUGAAAACUUUAUUGAGUGUUUUAUAUUCUGGGGUUGAAAUUGAAGAAAGACCAGGAUUUAUGGCAGAAUAUCGAAAUGAUGAGUACUCAGUUUUGAUAGUUGCAGAUGAUGAAUUAAAAGAACCAAAGUUCUUGAAAUAUUGUGAACAAAAAUUUGAAAGUUAUUUUAAUGAGUUAUAUGUUAAGGAAGGAAAAGUGGUAAUUAAACAAAAUGAAUCUAUAUGGUUGACACCUUCAAAAAAUAAUUAUAAGUUGAUUGAUACUGAACCACCAAUUUAUUCAAAGCUUUAA